Anopheles coluzzii is the source of this 783-nucleotide messenger RNA. RefSeq lists its product as uncharacterized. The transcript has 3 exons. NCBI's taxonomy places the organism in Eukaryota, Metazoa, Arthropoda, Insecta, Diptera, Culicidae. The record is from RefSeq and is a predicted model, not a curated record. The coding region runs from base 1 to 783 and encodes 260 amino acids.
AUGCACUUGCCAUCGCUGUUGUGCGUCGGUCUUGUCCUAGUGUCCACCGUUUCGUCCGAUCGUACCGAGCUGCUGCCGGCCAAUCAUUCCACCCAAUCGCUUUCCCGGCAAGAGCGAAAGGUGCUUCUGUUUCCCAUUCUAACAACACUGCAGUCCGAUCUUUCAUCUCCGCUCGAUCGCUUGCACACACACCCACACACACAGGUCAGCAUCUGUACUGCCACCGAUGGGCGGCUGUAUGCGCCGAAGGCAAAGUAUCCCGCCCGCAAGCUCGGCAUCAACCUGGGCUUUCAGCAAAACUUUAACCUCCCGUUCCGGUUGCUCGAGUUCUACAAACCGCCCACCUGGGCGCGGGCGAUCGCCGGCAUCAUACGGGGCCAGUUCCCGUCCACCUCGGUCGUGACCGCGCGCAGCUGGAAGCGCUCCACCGACCACCAGUCGCUGAUGCUCAGCGCCGGCCAGCUGUACCGGCACGUGGAAGACUUGCUGCACGUGUUCGGGUACGGGCGGGACUGUCUGCUGAAAAGUGUGUGCGAGCUGGCGCACAGCCCGUUCGAUCGGUGCGACCCGCCGGAGCAGGACGUGAUGACCGAGGUCGUCCAUUUGCUGUUGAGCCCGUCCGUUCACGAAUCGUUCGGCGAGGACGAGCUGGAGCAGAAGCGUGCGUACGAGAUGGCGGAAAGGCUCGGUGCGAGCGGGGCCAACUGUGAUCUGAUCUACGACCGGUGCCACCGGUCCGUGUUGAGUGACUUUUCCAAUCUAGUGGGCGAUGAUCGUAGCUGA